GAGCCAUGACUCAAGGUCAUCCGGGGCCCCGGCCCUUUCAGCCCGAGCCCCGGGGAACUUGUUUCGUUUAUUUCCACACCCUAACAUGCCACACAAGGAGGAGGAAGCGAUGCAAAGCGGAACAGGUCAAAAGAAGAAGAGCGGUUUGUUUUGUUUGUCCUCACUGGCAGAGCCCCGUUGCGAUGUGUGAACAGUUACUCUCGUAACUCUCGAUCGUGAACGACGGCUAUAGCUGUUAUUUCUGAUAUUAAAUUUUGAUCGUCAGAUUAUUCGCAGGAUACUCGCAUACUUUUCCCUUGAAUUCGAAUAUACUUUGAUUUAUAUCAAUAAUUAUUCGAAUACGAAUACACCCAAAUAAAUACGGUAUUCGAUUGAUUGAUUGAUAGUUUAUUGUUAAUGUAUUCGAAUAAGAAUAUACGUACCGAAUACGAAUUUAAUACUCCAUCCCUGUAUAUCCAAACAUGUGCACAAUAUUCAAACGUGUACAAAACCCAAACAUGUGCACAAUAACCAAACACACGUGAGGGAGACGGUUUCCAAGCAGUCAGUUUUCCAUCCAUUUCUCCGGGCAACCAACCAUCCGUUUCAAACACGCACAGAAACCCCCCAAAACCUUUACGACUUCUCUCAAAAACGUUAUCUGCCCAAUCACAGUGCUCAUUACCACCACCCAUCGCUCCAGACCUGACCUUUAACACCCCAAAAGAGGUCAGGUGAGUCAUGCGUGGGUGGCGGUGACCCUGGGGGAGCAAGAGACAGGUGGGCAGGGAGCGAGGCGGCGGCGGCGGUCACAGUAAUGGCUUUUUCCUGUUGAUUCUUCGCCUGUUCGUGUGUCCCUUCUUGCCAGGUGGAGGUGAUGGCUGCCACACUACCCACGGAGAGCGAGGCAUCCCAGCAGGAGGCCGGCAGGAGAGGUGCACGCAAGCAAUGGAGUGUGCACGCCGGGGGACCGAGGGGCUUACUGAGACGGAUGCGGAGUCAGCUGGCAGAAGAUGGAUGUCCGGACAGCCAGCUGGUGAUGGGACGCACCCUCCUUGAGCAGCUGGGCCAGGACGGGGAUGGCGGGGGCGGUGAUGAAGAGGAGGACGGACGUCUGGCGGUGUUCUGGCUCACCCGCGCCUCCCUCCAGGGCAGUGCAGAGGCCACACACCUCCUGGAGCAGUGUCUCAACAACAACAUCGGUAUCUGCGAACACAACUACCACGAGGUCCAGGAGUGUUUGUCUAUGGACCUGCAGGAGAAGCUAGCAAGAAGGGCCGCCCGAUUACUAUUCGCCAGUAUAAACGACGGGAACGAAGCUGUGACCUCCAAUGCCCUCGUUAAGAAGGUGAAACAGGUGCUGAGGAAAGAUGACGAGGGGUGCCAGGAGAGCAAGGAAGAGAAGUCCGACAGUAGCAGCGGCAGCACCCUGGAGGAGCUGUAUGGGGGCGAGCGAUUCUUAGAGGACCACAUCAUCUCUGCAGCUGUUCUCUACCACCAGGGCCACAUCCCCCCCCUCCAUCACCUUCUGGACCUGCCCCUCACCUUCACAUGCACUCCUACCCCGCAAGGCACUCUGGCCAGGGCGGUCCGCUGGCCACUCGACCUACUCUCGGCUCUUUACAUCGCUUGGUUACGCUUUAUUGCCAUUUCGUUGGCUAAGCACAGCAGGAAAUGUGUGGCGACGUGUGGUCCAGUGGCCUUAGUGCUCACGUUUGUGCUGUGUUAUGUGUCCGGUCCUUAUGUGUUGGCUUGUGGCCGUGCACUGCCUGUUGUGAUAUUCUGUGGGUCAUUUGCUGUCAUGGUUACCUCAACAGCCCUCGUUCUACUUGACCGACAGAGACUUGGGUGCCUAAGGGUGUGGUCAGCUGUCUUCUCACACUUCUGCCCUGAGCUGGAUGUGGCAGGGGCUGAGAGGAGGUUUGAGUCUCGCUGUUGGCGGCCUUACGUUCUUUUAUGUGCGUCUGUUCUCGUGUACGUAAGUGCCACGCCGCUGGUGCCACACACGCUCACGGUUGCCUUUAUGCCAGUCAUGUGCCUGUGUAGCGGCCUCAUGUUCUUCUUGGGUGUUGAAUGUGUCGCUGUCUGGCACUUCAUCUCCCUUGCGCUGUACCUUAUGGCUCUCAGGCCGGAGGUGUAUGGGUGGGUGGGUGCGGCACUGCAGGGCGUGGGUCUUGGUGGGUGGUGGGUAGAGGGGGCAGCCAUGCAGGUGUGGGGGGCAGUGAAUCUCCACUUGGGUAUUGGCACACUUCUACACCUGCUCUGGCUCAGUUUGCAGGUGUGUGUAGGAGUGGUCAGAGGCCCCAAACACUUGCCCUCACACCUGGCCAGCCUCAUGUGGGCUCACCUGGCAUUUGUAGGCUCAGUUGAGGUCACGGAGCCACAAGAUCUCAUUUACCCGGUGGUCUCAUGGCUGGCACUCAUUUUGGUGCCAGCAUGUGUGUCUGUGGGUGUCGUUGUCCUGCCAGUGUUGCUCUGUGUUGCGUUGGCCAAACUCGGUGUUGGUCAGGACACAUUAAUGCUGGCGUUCAUUUUGGGUGCUUGUGUCACGGCCCUGGCGCAGCGCAUGUGGCCUAGGGUGGUUGGUGGAGUGCUCCGUGUUGUGGUGGUGUGUGCUGGCGUUGUGGUGCUGCUCAGACCCAGUGCUGUGUUGGCCCCAGUCUCCACACCAUCACAGCACUCCCCCCUUCUCUGGGAUGCGUACAAGAAUGUGUGUCUGCCCUCCAACAACGCUCAGGCUGAAAACGUGCAUGUGUGUGCGCCUCUGCUGGGCACUGCGGUGAGGUGGCGAGGCUCAAUUAUACAGACAGAUGUAACACAGGUCAGAAACUUGCCCCAAACAAUGAUCUUAUACUUACCGUCAUUCCUGGAGGUCCCAGUGAAAUGCUACCUAGGCCAGAGAGCACCCGAGUGUCCAACUAAGGUUAAGGAAGACAGAACAGAACUAGACGAGAGGUGUGAGGUGAUUCGCACUGCUCUCGGUCCGAGUGGCUGCUCCCUGCAUGAGUGGAAUGAGUAUGAGUUUGUCAUCGCACUCAAAAUGCAGUCAUCCUAUUGGAAGUUCGGUAGAGGCGAGGGAGAGGUGAGCCUACGCGCAGAUGACACCUUUACGCAUUUUGUUCUGGGUCUACGAGAGGGUGACAUGGUGGAAUUUACAGCAACCAUGUCAGCUGGCAUAGGGACCAGCCGCCUCACCCUCACGUUAUCAGCCAUCAAGUGCAUAACCUGUAAACUUGCCCCUGUUGAUGCCGCCACCGCCUCCACGACCAACACAGCCCUUCACUCCGACAGCCUAAGAAAAGCUGGGAAAUACGCCUUCAACUUCUUCCUCGCUCCAACACUCACUGUCUGAGGUACCUGAUCAUGUUUGUGUUGUGCAGUCCUGUUUGGGUUAGGGUGUGUUCUGUAGUUUGCACUCUCCAUCUGACUAGUACUUACAUUGGGAAGGACUAGAAAACUGAAGUAUCUGUCUGUGUAUCUAUACUCUGAUGCCCAAUCCUUCAGCUUCUUCAGUAGGGGUGGUGAUGACAGAAGUCUUUCCAUUUGCUCUUAUCUCUACACUCAGUCCUUGCAUUCUCCAGUUCUCUCAUUCUCCCAUCCCCUCCUUCUCUCUACUUAUUCCUCCCUUUUUACUGUGAACUGUCCUCUGGCACUCACAAUAUCAAUCUUACUCUCGGAGACUUCAUUCUUUUCCACAGACUCCACCUUUGUAUUCUUCAGUUCUUGCAUUCUUUCAUCCUCUCUCAAGUAUUUCAUCCCCAUAUCCUCACUGGGGGUCAUGCUGGACCAGCCCAGGUUGAGAAACACUGCUUCAGAGAAUUAGAUAGGGGAGACAGGACAGGGUUUGUGUUCGUGGAUGAUUUACUUGUAUCUUCACGGAGCUGGUGUGUUGAAGAGCUGUAGAGAAUGGUUCUGUGUGUGUGUGUGUGUGUGUGUGUGUGUGUGUGUGUGUGUGUGUCAUACUAACUAACACAAGUGAUAUAUGUCACAGGCUUACCUUUUGUAAUGAAGGUAACUUGUAUGUGUAUAUAAAAAAGCUUUAAUACGCUUCACUAAAUAACAAAAUAACCCCUUUACUGGAGGGACUGGUGCAAAAUAGAGCUUUAACAAAAACUCAAAGAACCACUUCAACAGCCACACCAUCAGUUACCUGCCUCAAGGCACAAACAGACUAAUGCUGUAGAACCAUGUGAAUUAUGGCUAAACUUUAGUCUUUGAGUGUUGGACCAGAAAAAAGGGGAAGGAAAACUGGCAAACAAACCUGAAAGGAUCUUAGUUUGCAAAAUCGAGUCCUAUAUGUAUAUUUAUAAAUUUGAUGUGAUGAUUUUCCUCUAUGUCCCACCAGAAGGAAAGAAAUCAUGGGCUACAGAGACGUGGAGAAUGAGAGCACAGCACAAGAUGUUGAUACAGAGAGAUGAGCAAGGGGUCUAAAGAGCAUAUGAGAGAUAGUGGUCUGUCCCACAGGUCUUGGAUGGAAGUCAUGCUGUAGGAAGGUGGGAACCCAAUUUGCCGUGCCAUUUCCAGUUAUAGAGUCAUCCCUAUGUAUGUAGAGGUUUGGUUCUAAGCAGUCACUCGCAAGUCCAGGAUAUAUACAUGUAAGGUGGAACAAUUCAUGUUGUACAAAUUGGUGACAUUCACUAUCUUUUCACCUUGCUCUGCUUUCUCUAUUAUGUCUACAUGUUUUUCCGUUGUGAGGGCCGGCACUUCUUACCACUACCACCUGUACUUAACAUCAGACAUAUCGGGGGUAUAAUAAUCACAAAUAACACUGAAUUUGUGGAGUGAGCAGAAGCACAGGUAUGAAUGAUGCCACUAGAGUAAUGUACUGUUGUUCACAACUCGGCGCUGCCCGUGCUACAUUGUCGCCACCACGCCGUGGACUGCAAUCUAAACCUUAAGCCCCAAAUUUCAACGUCAGGGCAAAUUGUUUGUAUUAACGAAAGUUCACAACACAAAUGUUUGUAUAUAAGGGAGUCUGUACCUUCUGUCAUGUGAUAAAAAAAAAAAUGCCUCCGAGUCUUCUUGUGUGUUCGAAAACUACCUCUCAAAAACUGGCUCUAUUUUGUCUUAUUCUGAAAAUUAUCUCGUGUUAUUAUAUGAGGCGGUGGGUGGAGGAAAGUCGCACAAACCCGUUGUGAGAAUUUCGUUUUCUGUGUUCCAGAAGUCCUCACUCUUUGGUCUGUGGUCACUGGACACUACAUUUCUUCACUGAGAAAAUCACAGCCAAAACUUGUCACGUCAGAGCCACAGACUCUUGCUUAACUCUACCCCCUUUCAGAGGAGAAUCGUAUGAGGCUUCUCAUGUGUGUAAAACGUGGCUGCGUUCAAAACCUCCACCUUCUGAAAAUAUAAAGCUUUCUGCAGCUUUUGACAACAAAAUGAAGGAAACAUCAUGACUGGCUCCUGAGUAAUGGCUGAACAAAAAUGAAUAACUGGUGACUAGAAAUGAAGGACAAGUGAUCGGAAAUGCAACUGUAGUGUGUGUUCCUAUAAAUGUCACUUUGCCUCUCAUGUCACUCCUUUGCCCUCUGUCUCAUAUGUAGACUAAAAAAGUGCCAUCAUUCACCUUAUGCUCAAAACUGCCUUAUAGUAUAGUUUGCUUGUAUCCUCAAAUCUGUCUUUUACUUGAGCCCUGAGAAAAUUGGCUGCAUUCUAACUCACUCUUAAAACUAAUUCACAGACCCAGGCACCACAAACGCAGACCACGCCAUCAGUUUAAUUUCAUUCUGGGUACCAUUAGAGGAUUUUAUUUAGUGUGUAGUGUGACUGUCCUCAUAAUCAAACACUUAAAAGUCAUAUCUAUCUAGUUACUCAUCCACUGCUAUGAUACCUUUAUUUAUUGUAUUGUGGCUAGCAGCAAAUGAUCUUACGAGUUUUGCCAGAAUGAAGUAAAUAAAGAUAUGAUGGUAGUGGAGCUCUUUGCCUCUGAAUAACAGCUUCCUUCCCUUCUGUCGCUGCCACACACCCCUUUCCCUCCAUGCACCUUGUCCCUCCCUCCCUCCUCUCACCCUCCUUCCCCCUUAUUCCCCCCAUUCAUCUCAUCUUCAGGACAGAAUGUAGGUAGUUUUAAGCCACUCAGCGAUGAUUGAGAAAACACGUGAUUCACUUAAACAAACUCAUCAGCCAUUUCCUCUGCCUUGACGUUCGCCGAGACAGAGAUGCAAUGUCAUGGCGGCUGUUUGGUGAUGUUUCACUUAGAUUUAGGUUCCGAGCAUCUAGUCUGGUCAAGAGUCUGUGGUCUGAUCAUUUUUCUUAUCCUUCCCUUCCUCCAUCUUCAUUUCCUCAUCUUCCUCCUCCUCCUUCUCUUCCUUCUUCUCCUCCUCUUCCUUCUCCUGCUUCUCCUCGGCCUCCUUCUCCUCCUCUUACCCUCUGCAAACUCAAACGCUUACCGGUAUAUUAUUCUUAUUUGUAUGAUAAAAAAACGCAUUGUGUUUUGCUUGUGUGCUCAAAACUAGCUUAAUUUUACUUGUAUAUCCUCAUAAUUGCAGCUUAUAUUUUCAAAACCAUCUAGAAUUAAAAUUUGUGAGCUCAAAAACUAACAUCACACUAACAUAUGCUCAAAUACUAUCUUCUAUUUUUUGCUUGUAGUACUAUGCUCAAACUGGCCCAAUUUUACCUGUGUUCUCUAAAAUCUGCCUUUACUCAACUUUCAUUCCCAGUGUUAUCUAGUAUUAUAGAUUUUGUAAGCUUGUACACUCUAAGCUGCCUUGCAAUAUGUAUUUUAUAACUUCUUUGUCUUAGGUUUAUGCAACGACUGAGUUGUUAUCCUUAUUGGUGCUUUGUGUGUGUGUGUGUGUGUGUGUGUUCUGCCUUUCUGUGUGUCUGUCUUUGUUUCUGUCUCUGCCUGUCUGUCUCUUUUCGUUUCAGUGAUAGGUUGUCGACUUCGGUAAAAGUGGAUGUUUUUUGGUCUCAAAGCGCACACACUCAAAUACAUACACAAACAUGCAAUCACUUGUGUCCAUACCAACCUAACGUACAAAUUCAGGAGCUCGGAGACGAAGGUAAUCUCGGAAUACUCUCGACGCUGAUGUAUCUUAUCUCACGGCACGAUGUAUUGGUGGUUGUGUGUGGCUUGGUGAUGUAGUGUUCACGAUCUUUGAUACUGAAGUAAUUGUAGGUAGUGGCUGUUUUUUGUUUCCUUUACUUGAUAUUUUUCUUUUAUGUUCAUUUUAUUUUUUACAUUCAUUUUUUUAUUUAUUUUUGGUUCAGUGGCAUUGUUUUCCUUCAUCACUAUUUAUCAUGAACAUUUUUUCUAUAUACCCUUUUUUUUCCCUCGUCGUGUUCUAAAUCAAUGACGUUUUUGCAGUUUGAAGUUUUGCUUUGUUUAGUAAAGUCUUGGAAUGCGCAUUGUUUUCCUUCCACAUUUUUUCUUGAUGUUUUGCUUCAGUGAAUUUUUGCUCUGCUUUAUUUUUCUCUUUACAGUCUCUUUUGUGUCUCGGUUUAGUGAAGUCUUGGUCUGUGCACUGUUUUCAUUCCUUCAUAUUUCUCCUUCACUUGACAUAUUUCUCUUUAGGUAUACAUUUUCAAAUUUUACUUAUUUUUUUGCUUUGUUUUUUUUUGGGUUGGUUUUGGUGUGACAUUGUUUUUCAUUCAUCACUAUUUAUCGUGGAAUUUUUUUAAAU
Eriocheir sinensis (Chinese mitten crab) is the source of this 7601-nucleotide messenger RNA. RefSeq names its product wolframin-like (gene wfs1). Gene Ontology annotation, biological process: endoplasmic reticulum unfolded protein response; calcium ion homeostasis. The transcript is spliced from 6 exons. Gene Ontology annotation, molecular function: protein binding. Gene Ontology annotation, cellular component: endoplasmic reticulum membrane. NCBI's taxonomy places the organism in Eukaryota, Metazoa, Arthropoda, Malacostraca, Decapoda, Varunidae. Bases 857 to 3331 code for a protein of 824 amino acids. The record is from RefSeq and is a predicted model, not a curated record.